AAGUUGGGUACCUAACCUUGCUUUAGUAAUGUGUGUGUGUAAAUGUCACCGUUUGUAUACUACUAACCGUAUCGUAGGCAUUCAAGUGUUGCUAUGAUUCUCAACGGAUUAUCACCUAACGACCGCUUACGAAAUGUGACAUCCAUCAAAACAAGUUUAUAGGGUGUGAUAGUCAAUUUAAUUGCAAAAAUCGUCGCGUGCCAUCGAAAAUGGCCCAGCGCCGUGGAUGGAAGCAGCCCAAACAAGAUCACAGUGUUUACGUGCAGCAGUUAUUUAAAGAUUUUCUCACACGGAACAAUGAGGUCCCCAUAGCUGGAGCAUCAAACAAUGCACGGACGAACCAGUGGCCCGAACCGGUCAUUUCGGAGCAGCGUAAGCAACCGGGAAUAUUUGACCGUGCUGUGUAUGCACGUUUUGAACGCAACACAAACAGCGGAAACUUCGUACGGCAUGAACCAACGAACCGGUCCAAAACAGGACUAAUGCGAUGGAUCGAUCAAACGCGAAACAAGCGUGCACCACGGAAUGUGACGCAGAGAGUAUCCCGCAUGGAUGACUACCUAAAUCUACCGGGCAAUUUCUUCUCUGGUACAGAACAAUUGAAACUACCGUUCGAAGUUGCUGAUAAAACGUUGGGUAAUGUUACGAACAACUUCAUUCCACCGGCAACGUCGACGCCUUUCGAUCGCAUUUCUUCGUUCGGUGUAUCCGGAAUGCUCUCCGAUCCGGAAGAGCUACAGUCGAAUCAUGUCGAAGUUCGGUCAACUGCUAGCAGCACAAAGUCAAGUGCAUGGGAAAUGUUUCUUAACAGUUGUGGAGCAUAUUUGACAGACGUUACCAAAGAAUACGAUUGUGCCAGCGAGUUGAACUAUCAACGUAAAGAAAUGGAAAAUCUUCUGAAAACUGAUGAGACCCAUCGCCCUGUACAGAAAACAGAACAACUUAUUAUACCGGUAGAAACCAUCCCCGCAAUCGUUUCGAAACGCAAUGAUAUUGUUGGUGAACGGAUGAACAACUGUGACAAUCAUUUGUUGACGAACGGACACAAUUGUUCCAGAAACAGUCGGGCAUGUGACCGUAUGUCACUAGCAACGCCUGGGGAGAAUGCAAAUCCAUUCUCUGCCAUUUUAGACGAUCCAAUGCAGGAACAGGACUUACUUUCAACAACCAACCAUAAAAAGAGAAAUAAUGUUACGUUUCUGCUAGAACUAUCCUCUCAGGCAAACUUCGAUUCAUGCUCCAGACCCAAACAGAUAGAGGGGACUCAAGAUGAUAUGCUUUUGACUGCGUCGCCCCCUUCUCCAACGUUGUCUUCGAGACGUAGACAUUGUUUGUACGAAGAACACACAUUCCUUCUGGACCGAAUGCCAUCGGACGACACGCUGAUGGAAAAGUUGGAUGCAUUGCUGGAGGAGGAGGAGUUCAACAUACAAGGAGAAGCCUUGGAUCAUGAGUUGAAUUUCUGUACUCCGGCGCACCAUCAGGCAACGUUUAAUGUGUCCUUCCCGAACCAGUUCCGAGUUGUAAAUAGUGCGGCAGAUGAUUCGAUUAUUACCAAUGCAGAUUUUGCAGAAGCAGAGCCGCCCUUGUAUUUGUCUCAAGAUUUGAUGAUGGCACCGACCAUACACAGUUUCGAAGAAGCGUUGUUUUGAAGCAACAUUGCACACUAAAGAACCUCCUUUAUUGGUGGAUGACUUAAAUUUUCAAAUUAUUUAGCUCGUCAAUGAUAUCCAUGUGCUUAAACUUGUCUGGGUUCUGGGUAAACGUGUCCAGCAGUUGUA
Messenger RNA from Anopheles stephensi (Asian malaria mosquito), 1781 nucleotides. RefSeq lists its product as uncharacterized. The transcript is spliced from 2 exons. The record is from RefSeq and is a predicted model, not a curated record. Bases 210 to 1652 code for a protein of 480 amino acids. NCBI's taxonomy places the organism in Eukaryota, Metazoa, Arthropoda, Insecta, Diptera, Culicidae.